Molecule: messenger RNA, 1382 nt
Organism: Helianthus annuus (common sunflower)
Lineage: Eukaryota; Viridiplantae; Streptophyta; Magnoliopsida; Asterales; Asteraceae
Product: protein trichome birefringence-like 38
Exons: 5
Coding region: 104-1222 (372 amino acids)
Cellular component (GO): Golgi apparatus
Molecular function (GO): O-acetyltransferase activity
Source: RefSeq, a predicted model, not a curated record
AGUGAAUGGGGCAAAGGCAUGAUAUAUAAAGGGUCACAGGGCUACACAAUUAUUAAACAAGCAUAGUUCUCAGCACUCUCUCUUCACCAAAAUCCAUAAAGAUAUGGAUUUUGGUUACCAUAGGAGCUGCCUUUUGUUGACUGGUGUCAUCAUUCUUCUUCAAGUGCAACUGUUUUUGGCUGUCACUUUGGCCAAAACACAAGUACCUUUCUCAUCAUCCAAUAAUAUAAGUAGUAGUUUUUCAACAAGGGGUAGAGAAUUAUUAGGGUGUGAUUUGUUCAAGGGAAGAUGGGUUGUUGACAAUUCAUACCCACUCUAUGCAGCUUCUAGCUGCCCCUACAUUGAUCCCGGGUACGAUUGUCAAAAACAUGGCCGCAAAGACACCCAGUAUCUCAAGUAUUCUUGGAAACCUGAUUCUUGCAACUUACCCAGGUUUAACGGGUUGGAUUUGUUGAACAAAUGGAGAGGGAAGAAGGUGAUGUUUGUUGGUGACUCGCUGAGCGAGAACAUGUGGCAAUCGUUAGCUUGUUUGCUUCACGCAUCAGUGCCAAGAUCGAAGACUAGUUUGCAACAUGGGGAGCCGCUUACUACCCUUACGUUUCAGGACUAUGGAGUAACAAUAUUUUUAUAUCGCUCGACAUACUUGGUCGAUAUUGUAAGAGAAAAAAUUGGCCGCGUGCUGAAACUGGAUUCCAUUCAAGCUGGCAAGGCAUGGAAAGGGAUGGAUGUGCUCGUUUUCAAUUCGUGGCACUGGUGGACGCACACAGGACGAUCACAACCAUGGGAUUAUAUGCAAUACGGCUCGUCAAUAUCGAAAGAUAUGGACCGAUUCGAGGCAUACUUCAAGGGCAUGACAACAUGGGCAAGAUGGGUCGAUCUUAAUGUCAAUCCAGCUAAGACCAAAGUAUUCUUCCAGGGGAUAUCGCCUUCACAUUACGUGGGACAAGAAUGGGGAUCACCAUCCAAGAGUUGCAAUGGACAAGCACAACCAUUACAAGGGUCAACAUAUCCAGCAGGUUCACCUAAAGCCCUAGGUGUUUUGAAGAAAGUUUUGGGGAGUGUAAAGAUUCCAGUUUACUUGUUGGAUAUCACAACAUUGUCUCAGUUGAGGAAAGAUGCACACCCUUCAGCUUACGGCUACUCCGGUGUAGACUGCAGUCAUUGGUGUCUUCCCGGGCUGCCCGAUACAUGGAACCAACUCCUAUAUGCAACCUUUCAUUAAUCGACAGAUCGGUCUACUUAACUACGCUAUAUGUAUUUGCUUUGUAUAGACUACAUGCAUUCUAGUUCCUUUUAUGUUUGCUAGUAUAUUUAAAGGGUACAUUCUUAUAUUGAUUGUUCUUGGAAUAAGAUAUAUGGAUAUGGUUCUCAAUUGUACCUAA